UUGGUUGGAUAUGACAGGACGAGACGCCUAAAACGUAUUUUAUUUACCUGCUACUUAAUUUAAUUAUUUUGUGUUUGAAAUUCUGGCACUUAUUUUAGGCAGUCGAGCAGUAAUAUAAACACCUGACACAACGCAAUCGUAUCGUACAAAAAACAACAAACUGUGACUCCAUCUAGCAUCAGAUGGUAUUGGAAUCGGAUUGUACUCAAGAUCUAUAAACAAGAAAAUAACAGUACAGAAGCGCAUCGAAAACAGAAUCAUCGAGUCUGAGAUAUUGGUAUGAAGAGGGAGUGAUGCUAAAGUGCAGUGGCAGUGGUAGCAGGGGUCGGUGAGCGCGGCACGAUACGGAAAUGUCGAACGUGGAGAACGUAUGCCCCCAGGUGCUGCGCGGCGUCGCACGCGAGCUGCGGCGGCUAGCGGAGCGCCCGCCCGCCGGCGUCAAGCUGGUGCUGCGCGACGACGACCUCACUGAUGUCCCGCCCCGCGCGUACUUCCUCACGCGCAUAUUCCAUCCCAACGUGGCGCCCGCCACCGGCGAGGUGUGCGUCAACACCCUGAAGCGCGACUGGCGCCCGGAGCUGGGGCUGGAGCACGCGCUGCUGGCCGUCAAGUGCCUGCUGAUCGCGCCCAACCCCGAGUCGGCGCUCAACGCGGACGCGGCGGCGCUGCUGCGCGACCACUACGACCUGUACUUCGCGCGCGCCAAGCUGCUCGCCGACAUACACGCGCGACCGCACGCGACCAAACCGGACAAGGCCGGGAACCACCCGCAGGUAACUCGACUGGCGCGACCGCUGCGACCUGUGCUUCGCGCGCGCCGAGUUGCUCGCCGACAUACACGCGCGACCGCACGCGACCAAACCGGACAAGGCCGGGAACCACCCGCAGGUAACUCGACUGGCGCGACCGCUGCGACCUGUGCUUCGCGCGCGCCGAGCUGCUCGCCGACAUACACGCGCGACCGCACGCGACCAAACCGGACAAGGCCGGGAACCACCCGCAGACCAGUCUUGAGUAUUAGUGACACAUCAACACCACAGCAGCCAUGUACAUCUUCAGAAAAUCCAGACCAGUGCAACGGACAAACCGAAAAAGACGGCAGUAGUAGUGACAGUGAUUUUGCUACGGUAGUCCCCGACCACUAAAUCAAGAUGAUCUAAAUGACUUGAUCAGGGACCUUGGACUGUCUAAAACGGCAUCAGAAAUAUUAGCUUCCCGAUUGAAAGAAAGAAAUUUGUUGACCAGAGAAACGAAGAUAUCGUACUAUCGUAACAGGGAAAAGGAUUUACUUCCUUUCUUUACUAAAAAAGAUAAUUUUGUGUUUUGUACUGAUAUUCCGGGCCUAAUGACUGCAAUGGGAUUAAAAAAGUAUAAUCCAAAUCAGUGGCGGUUGUUUAUUGAUUCGUCAAAACGAAGUUUGAAAUGUGUACUUUUACAUAAUGAUAACAAGUUUGGUUCCUUACCUAUUGCUCAUUCUACAAAGGUUAAAGAAGAAUAUCCUACAAUAUCUUUAGUUCUCGACAAAAUCAAGAUGAUCGAUAUUAAAAAUUUCAUCAACCAUAUGACAGCUGUCGAGAAAUGUGCAUGGGAAGAGUUUGUUUGGGUAGCCAGAUUUUUUUUGGGCAAUAGGAAAUCUGACGGCUACAUUCAGCACGUUGAACGGUGCUGAUACACUUCCAGCGUCUUGAAUGCAACAUGAGUAUUAAGCUUCACUACCUUCACAACCAUCUAGACUAUUUUCCUGAAAAUCUCGGUGACCUAAGCGAGGAACAAGGAGAGCGAUUUCACCAGGAUAUUCGCACUAUGGAGGAGAGGUAUCAGGGUAUUGGAAUGAACAUAUGAUGGCUGAUUAUUGUUGGAGCAUCCAAAACAGUACUUAUAAUACACCUCACUCUAGAAAAUCCAAAAAAAGGAAAUUUUAUUGAGAAUAAAUAUAUUUAAUAUUUUUUUUAAACUUUAACUAUGUGAAUUUUCAAUGGAAAACCCUGUCACUUGGUAGCUCCAAAACUAGAGCUGCUACAUAAAAACGACAUAUAUUUUUGAAAUCAGCGUGGAAAAACUAUUCAGAUUCAUGUAAAAAAUUUCAUGCAACAGACAUGCUGUUUUCCAGUGUUAUCAGUGUUUACUCUUUUCUUCCACUGUAAUUUAUUAGCGUUAGUCAUCGUUACUUUAAAAUUUAUGCUUCAGCUAAAACCAGUUAUCCAUGUUUAACCGUCUCUUCCGUACACAGAUCGUGCGCACAGAUCGAGCAACUCACUCGCUAGGAGUGCUUAAUUAUUAUUAAUUUGAUUAAUGAUAAUACAUAUUGCAAAUAUAUGUUUUAAACGUAAAUUUUGCGCUGAACACGAUGAAAGAAAAAGAAAUGGUAAAAUUAAAUUAUCAUAUAAUAAAAUUAAAUAUAUUUUUUUUAACUAUAUUUUUCGUCAUCUUUCUUAGUAGCCAUCAUUUUAAACUAAA
Molecule: messenger RNA, 2457 nt
Organism: Chilo suppressalis (striped riceborer)
Lineage: Eukaryota; Metazoa; Arthropoda; Insecta; Lepidoptera; Crambidae
Source: the annotation of a GenBank genome assembly